Spinacia oleracea (spinach) is the source of this 624-nucleotide messenger RNA. RefSeq names its product sporamin B. The record is from RefSeq and is a predicted model, not a curated record. The transcript has a single exon. Lineage: Eukaryota; Viridiplantae; Streptophyta; Magnoliopsida; Caryophyllales; Amaranthaceae. Gene Ontology annotation, molecular function: endopeptidase inhibitor activity. Bases 1 to 624 code for a protein of 207 amino acids.
AUGACCACCGCCGCCGCCGUCGCCGGCAAUGGCGGCAAGACAACCGCCGUCUUAGACACCUACGGAAAGCCACUAAAAGCCGGGCAGAAUUACUAUAUCGUGCCUACUAGCGGAAAGGCCACAGGAGGCGGUUUUACAUGGAAACGCCUCCCAAAAUGGCCAAAGUACCCUAAGUACUACGUGGAACAGUUAAAGCAACGCACAAACUUUGGCGACCCUAUUAAUUUCGACACUAUUAACCCCUCAAAAUCAUCUACUAUAAUAAGUAUUUCCUCCAAUAUCAAAGUCAAUUUCAGUACUUUGGCCGUACAAAAGUACGGAAAUAGUAACUGGGAGGUGGUCCGUAGUGGUAGUGAUGGUGCCAAAUGGGUGGUAGAGAUCGGAGUUGUUCGGCCCAAGAUUCUUUCGCACAUCAAAUUCACCAUUGAACGUCAUAAUAAAGAGGUUGGUUAUAUGAUCAAACAUUGUAGUAGUGAUCUUGUGUGUGGAGGUAUUGGUCUUGUUUAUGACUAUUAUGUUGGACAGAUAUUGGGUGUUAAUGCCACAUACCCUAUGGCUGUUGUUUUCGAGCCAGGCCUCUUUUUUACUGGAGAAACCUUCAAUAAGUCUACUUCUGAUACCUAA